Molecule: messenger RNA, 2032 nt
Organism: Aphanomyces invadans
Lineage: Eukaryota; Oomycota; Saprolegniomycetes; Saprolegniales; Verrucalvaceae
Exons: 3
Coding region: 33-1478 (481 amino acids)
Biological process (GO): mRNA splicing, via spliceosome
Cellular component (GO): U2-type spliceosomal complex; RES complex
Molecular function (GO): RNA binding
Source: RefSeq, a predicted model, not a curated record
CUUUCAUCGAGGUGUGGCCGUGAAGCUGAGCGAUGGCAUCCAAGCUGGAAGCACUGAAGCGAUACAUGGGCGGCGGAGCUCCUGAGGAAAAGCUGAAGAAGAAACGCAAAAAGAAGAAGACGGAUGGAGGGUUCGGCAUGUUUGUUGUGGAUGAUGAAGAUGCGUGGGACGAUUCCGUCGCAAAACAAGCGAAGAAAAAGGAUUUAUGGCAGGACGAGCGCACUGACUACGACGAAGACCAACCAACCAUUGUCGGCGAUGGGGCAGACGAGUACGAUCCUGAAUCCCAGCCCGUCGUGGCAAACGCAGAAGAGUUCCUUGAGCGGGAGCGGGCCGAGGAGUUGGAGAAGCAGUGGUUGGCUCUCGAGAAGAAUCCAUCGACAGAUGCUUCACCGCCCCGAAAAGAUCGACAAAAGGAUGCGUCUCCACCACGAAAAGCCCAUCAGCUAGUCGACUCCAGUCCCUCCACACAUCAUGCACCUGGACAGUUCGAAGACUUGUCUCCACCACGAAAGAAUCGCAAUCAUGACAAGUCUCCUCCGCGGCAGCACGUGAGAGAGAAUCAAACUCAGCGGGAGACCUCGUCUCCUCAACGCCGUCCUCAAGACGAUGCAUCACCUCCUCGUCGACUCAAGCGGGAAACAUCAUCCCCGCAACGACGCCCACGGGAGGAUACCUCAUCACCUCGUCGCAAAGUUCAGGAAAAUCUCUCUCCCCCACACAGUCGUGGCGACGACGUCUCACCAUCCCGCCGACGACACUAUUCCUCUCCCCAUCGCCGUGAUGCGUCGCCACGUCGCCGAUCGAACCGGGACGACUCGUCAUCUCCACGGCGGUGGCGAAAACAGAAUUCAUCGUCGCCCAGACGAUCUCGAUUUGACAGAACGCCCCCGCUUAGUUGGGAACGAUCCGCAUCCCCCCGGCAGCUCAGUCGAUACGAUUCAGCAUCUCCACCUCGUCGUUCUCAUCGUGGCACCACGUCGCUACCCCGACGUAGCCGACGUAGCACGGACAGAUCACCGCCACGCAAAUCUCAACGGGACUUUUCCCCUCCUUAUAACCGCAGCCGACGAGACGAGAGUUCCUCGCCUCGUCGCUAUGACAACGAUGGUUCGACACCGCCCCGCCGCCGCUCUCGCUUUGAUAAAGCGCCGUCCUCGUCACGAAAAGAAUCACCCCCGAGACGUUCCCAUGGGACCAAGUCCUCGACAUCCCCUCCGCCUUCUCGACAAGCUGCCUCACCUCCUCGCGUGAAGUCGACAGCGAACACCAGUCGGCGUGAUGACGACGCUGCUCAAGCAUCGUCGCCUCAUCGCCAAACGGUGCCGGACCAAAGCGCGCUGGGUGGGGUGUUUACUGGCAAAGAGUUCAAGGCCCAGCAAGACCAGCUUCGGGCGUCGCAGCAAGCCGCGUUCCACGACGAGGAACUAAUGGGAAAGCAGGCCGAAACCGUGUACCGUGACAAGCGAGGUACGUAGCAAAACACCAAGCUGUCGUCGUAUUCUCCUGGAUGUCUGUAGGGCGCAAGUUGGACAUGCUCAUGGAGAUGCAGCGGCAACAGGAGAUCCAGGAAGGCAAGAGAAAACGCGAAGCAAAGGAAGAAUUUGAGUGGGGCACAGGCAAAGUACGGAAAGAAGAGCUCAAAUCGCAGCAGAACGAACUCGAAGCAAUUCGAGCCAAGCCGUUUGCACGACACAACGACGAUGCCGAGCUUGAGAAGUUGCGCAAGGACAAGCAGCGCGACUUUGAUCCGAUGCAAAGUUCGCUUUUCAAGGACGAACUGGACGAAAAAGUCAAACGUGUGCCAAAGAAGAACGAAAAGCCCAAGUACUCGGGGCCCCCCGCGCCCCCCAAUCGCUUCAACAUUCCCCCGGGAUAUCGUUGGGACGGCGUUGUGCGAGGGAACAAUUGGGAGGAAAAGGCCCUUCUCAAAGUGAAUGCACGCAAGGCACUCAAGCAGGACAUGUACCAGUGGGCCACGGCCGACAUGUAAUGAAGAAACAUGGUGACAGAAACAUCUUUUCAUUCGUGG